Molecule: messenger RNA, 2537 nt
Organism: Paramecium sonneborni
Lineage: Eukaryota; Ciliophora; Oligohymenophorea; Peniculida; Parameciidae
Source: the annotation of a GenBank genome assembly
AUAGAAUUAUAAUGAAUAACAAUCAAAACUAUUAGGAAGGACUUCAAUCCUCUCUGUUACCUAAAAAAUGUGAUGUUUAAAAUGAUAAUAUUAAUCAAGAAUCGAGUAUUGGGCUUGAAAUGAAGCAAAAGUAGGAAACUAUGAAUGUGAUGAAAGAAACACAAAAAGCUAAAGAUUUUAUUCAAACACAAGUAUGGAUGGAACUAAAUAAAAUUUUUUGGAGUUGGGCUCAUAAAAAAUAAGAAAAUUAAACCGAUUUAAAAGAUUUCAAAAAUUUAUGGGAGGUUUUAGAGCCAUUUGAAGAAGGAAAUAAUAAAAUAGAAUAAAGAAUUAAUGGGAUUGAAGUAUUGUUAAAAGAAAUAGAAGAAAAAUCAGAUAUCCUUAGAAAUUUAAAUGUUUAAAAUUAAUAAUAGCAUUUUCAAUAAUCUAAUUACUAAAUUUAAGAUGACUAAAAUAGAAGUUCAAUUCUUAAAAAUUAGACUUAAAAAUAAAACCAAAAUUCUUAGUAGGAAGAAUAAAUAUAAUAAGAAAAUUAAAAUGAAGUAUUGAAAAAUUGUUAAAUUAAGAAUAACCUUAUCGGUAGUUAAUAAACUGUUUCUAAUGAAAAAAACAAUUAAGAAUAAGAGCUUAGAAAUAUGAUUGCUCGAAUAAAUGAUUAAGAUUAAAAAAUAAAAUAAAUUCAAGACAAUGUAUAAAAUGAUAUUAAAUAAACUUCAAAAAAAUAUACAGAAAUUGAAGAAAAACUUAAAGAGAUGAAUUAAUUUUUAGAAACAAAAAUUGAAAGCCUUACAGAGAGUAACAAAUAAUUCGAAUUAAAAUUAUUAUAGUAAAAUUAAGAAAUUAUAAAUAUUAAGGAUUAAAUUGAAAAAUAUUUAGUUAAUGAAGAAUAUAGAUAAAGAAAUUAAUAUUAAUUUACAUAAACAUAAUCUUAAAUAAAAACUUAAAAUUUUCAAUAAAAUUAAUAACAGCAAAGCUCAAUCAGAUUAAAUAAACAAACAGAAUAAAUAAAUAUUGAGAAUGAAAUAAUGAAAUUUGAAUAAGUUUAAUAGUAGAGCUCUAAAAUCGAUUAUAUUUAAAAUACACUUGAGGAAAAUAUAACAAAAAAUGAUGAAUUAAUUAACUAAAACUAAAGUAUGUAAUAAUUGCCUGUGAAUAACAAAUAAUUCGAAUUUAAUUUACAACAAUAAAAUUAAGAAAAUAUAACAAAUAACGAUUAAUUUAAUGGAAAUAUAAGUAUUUAGUAGGAAAAUUCUGAAUAUAGUGUAAAUGAUUAAGGAUUAUCUUAAAUAAAAAAAUAAAAUUUUUAAUAAUUAAACCAAGAAUAAAAUAAAAUAAAUCAUCAACCUUAAGAUUAAACCAAUCAAUAAUUUUCAAAUAGUAAAAUUCGAUUUGGAACAUUGUAAACAUAAAAAUAAAGCUAAACGAAUAUAAAUUUCCAAAAUUAGUUAUGCUUAAAUAAACCUUAAAGUAAUCAACAAUAAUCUAAUUAAAUUUGUCAAUAACAAUAAAAUUUGAUGUUGUAACAAUAGUUUUAAUAAUAAUAAUAAGAUUAAUUUAGUCCAAAAUAUCUUUAAUAAGGUUACUAUUCAGAGAUAAAAUUUUAAAACAGUAAUAAUUUUCAGAAUGAUACUUAAGAAAGAUCUAAAUUGAGAAAAGAUUUUAAUCAACUGUAGGCAUAAAAUUGCUAAUUAUUCAAAAAGGAUGAAUAGAGAUGUAGAUAAGUUUAAGAUUUCAUUUAUAGUAUAUAUUCUUCUACAAAUCAAACGAGAAUAGCUGAAGGAAAUUAUUAAUAAUUUAUUAGAGAAAUGUAAGAUUUUAAUUAAAUGUGUAAAAACUAUGGAAUAAAAUCUUUUACUUAAAAAUAAUAAUUAAAAGAAAUAUGUAAUGCUUUUAGAGAAGUUAGAGGAGAUGGAAAUUGUUUUUAUACUGCUUUAGGAUUUCAAGUAAUUCAAAUAAUAAUUGGAGAAUAUUCUACAAAUUAAUUUUAGAAUUUUGUAAAUAAGGUUAAAGGGAAAUUUAAGUAUUAAUUUAAAGUUGUAAAUGAAUUGUUAGGUAAUGAUGAAAUCAAUAAUUAAAUUGAAAAUGAAUUCUUUUUCAGAUUAGAAUAAUUUAGAUAAAUAGAAGACAAAUAUGAGAGGAAUACAUAAUUUAUUAAGCAUUUUUAAGCUAAUUAAUAAUCAGUAGAAUUAUAAAUUGAUGGAUGUUUAUAUGGAUUAUCAACUUUAUUUUUUAGAAAUUUGUCUUAUUAUGUAGUUGAAAAUAGUGAUUAAAAAGAGUUGGUUUAUGAUAAAAAUACAUUAUUAGCUUGGGAAACUGAAUGUAAUUCAAAUGAAGUUGUAAUAUCUUUAUUAUCAAAAUAUUUAGACAUGUAAUAUAUAUUAGUAUUAAUUAGAUUUAUUUAAGUGAUAUUUUUUGAUAAAGGAGAAUUUUAAUUAAGAGAAUAUAAUAAUGGUGCAAAUUAAUCUAUUUAAUUAUUGAUUUAACCAGGACAUUAUAAUAUUGGAAUAAAAUAAAUUACUUAGAAUGAAAAUAAUUGA